Colletotrichum karsti is the source of this 696-nucleotide messenger RNA. Its product is annotated as preprotein translocase subunit Sec66. Gene Ontology annotation, biological process: post-translational protein targeting to membrane, translocation. The transcript is spliced from 3 exons. The record is from RefSeq and is a predicted model, not a curated record. Bases 1 to 696 code for a protein of 231 amino acids. Lineage: Eukaryota; Fungi; Ascomycota; Sordariomycetes; Glomerellales; Glomerellaceae. Gene Ontology annotation, cellular component: Sec62/Sec63 complex.
AUGUUCGACAUAGACUGGAUGGGCCUCGUGCUCCCUUUCGCCUACCUCUUGGUUCUCGGCGGCGUUUUCAUGACCUUCUCCAAAAUCUACAGACAACGGAAAGCCACCCAAAGCGCUAACCUCGCUCCUUGGUUCGGCCCUCAUCUGCAGCGCAACAUCUACCUGUCCCUCCUGCACAUCGGAUCUCCCGAAGAAGGCCAGAAAGACAAGACGCCCAAGAUCCCCGACACCGUCAUCCGCGCCGCUCUCCUCCGCCGCGCUGUCGAGGACAUCCACCGUCUGGUUCAGAUCCGCUCUGCGAAGCAGGCCUGCAGCACGUUGCUGCAACGGGGAAGCGUCGGCGAUGACUUGUGGCAACGCUUCCAGCGCGCCGAGAAGGAGAUGGAGGACGAGCUGCGCGACGUCGUGAUGGAGGCCAACGCUCUCGCUCCCAACUGGGGCCAGUCGAUCUUCCAGUCCGCCAACGAGAUCGCCGCCAACACCAUUGUGCGCAACCGCCUCGAAGAGGUCGCCAACACCGUCGACCAGGAAAAGGAGUGGUGGGAGAAGCGCAGGGCGACCAUUCAGACCGAAUUCAUGAAGGAGCUUGACGAGUCCGAGAAGAGCUCGACCGCACCGCCCAGUGUCGACGGCGACGCUGUUCUCGUUGACUCGACCACCAGCACGCCCUCCAAGAAGAAGAAGGGCAAGAAAUAG